Molecule: messenger RNA, 1351 nt
Organism: Teleopsis dalmanni
Lineage: Eukaryota; Metazoa; Arthropoda; Insecta; Diptera; Diopsidae
Product: ethanolaminephosphotransferase 1
Exons: 8
Coding region: 34-1251 (405 amino acids)
Biological process (GO): phosphatidylethanolamine biosynthetic process
Cellular component (GO): endoplasmic reticulum membrane; Golgi apparatus
Molecular function (GO): ethanolaminephosphotransferase activity
Source: RefSeq, a predicted model, not a curated record
CGUCAAUACCGCGUCAGCUGAUCACAUUUAAAAAUGUUGGGAAUUAAAUAUUUAGAUGAGGCCCAUUUGAAGGGUUUCGAACGAUACAAGUACAACAGUAUCGACACCAGCUAUCUAAGUAUCUACGUGAUGCAUCCAUUCUGGAAUUGGUGUGUGAAGUUCCUGCCAAAAUGGUUGGCACCUAAUCUUAUUACAUUUACUGGAUUUCUCAUGACCGUAGUCAAUUUCAUACUCAUUGCAUAUUAUGACUGGGAUUUCUCGGCAGCAAAUAAUAUGGAAAAUAGUGUACCACGUUGGGUUUGGUCAGUGGCAGCAAUUAAUAUAUUAAUAUACUAUAAUUUAGAUGGUAUGGAUGGAAAACAAGCGCGUCGCACAGGUACAAGUGGUCCUCUGGGUGAAUUAUUUGACCAUGGUUUAGACUCAUAUUCGGCUGUGCUAAUACCAAUUUAUAUGUUUUCACUGUUUGGUUCUGAUGAUUUACCACCAAUUCGCAUGUUUUUCGUGAUAUGGAAUGUGUUUCUUAAUUUCUACCUUACGCAUGUAGAAAAGUACAAUACUGGUGUUAUGUUCUUGCCAUGGGGUUACGACUUCACAAUGUGGGGUGUCAGUUCAGUGCUUUUCUUUACAUCGAUUGUUGGACCUGGCGUAUGGCGUGCCCGUUUCUAUAGUUUAACAAUGGCGAAUGUGUUUGAAAUCAUUUUAAUUGGUUCCGGUAUUGUCACAAGUCAUCCUAUUAUUAUAAAAAAUAUUUAUUUAUCGUAUAAAAAUAAAACUGGUAAAAUGCGCCCAUUUAUGGAAGCUGCACGUCCACUUUUUGCAUUUCUGUGGCUUUUUGUUAUCACUAUGAUUUGGUGCUUGUUUUCACGUAAUAAUAUUGUAAAUCUAGAGCCAAGAAUAUUGUUUGUGCUAUUUGGCACAUUGUUCUCGAAUAUAGCGUGUCGCCUGAUUGUCGCUCAAAUGUCUGACACACGCUGUGAUUCCUUCAAUAUACUCAUGUGGCCAUUGAUGGCAACGGUAGCUGUGAGCUGUUUUCCGUGGUAUGAGCAGGUGAUUGGUAUGGAAAUAUCUGCGGAUGCAGAACGCUGGACAGUGCAGGCAUUAACCAUUUUCACAACCAUAGCCCAUUUACAUUACGGUCAAGGCGUGGUGCGUGAAAUGUGCGAUUAUUUCAAAAUUCGGUGCUUUAAAGUAAGAGAAAAACCUGGAUAUGAAAACACGAAUGGAAAAUCAAUUAUUAACAAAGAACUUUAAUCAACAUUAAAUAAAACUAAAUGAUAACAACUUUUAAAAUUUGACCAAGUACUAACAAAAAGGGGAUCCUUAAUUUAGAUCAAAAUAAUACAAAAACAUU